This is a messenger RNA of Triticum turgidum subsp. durum (durum wheat), 1920 nucleotides long. The record is from the annotation of a GenBank genome assembly. Lineage: Eukaryota; Viridiplantae; Streptophyta; Magnoliopsida; Poales; Poaceae.
AUGUCGCUCUCCAAGCCGCUCGCCGCGCGCCGCCUCGUGCUGGCGCUCUUCCCGCUCGCCCACGCCGACGCCGCCUCGGCCGCGGCCUCCCGCCGCGCCCGCCGCCGGGGCGCCUUCGCCGCGACGCCCCCGGCCCCGCCGUCCUCCCCGAGCUCCGUGCGCCUCGCGGAGCCGCUCCCCUCGCUCGCCCCCUCCCGCCUCGCGCUCCACAACCGCGUCCUCGCCCUCCUCUCCCCCACCGCCGCCGACCUCGACGAGGCCGCGCUGCUCACCCGCCACGCGCUCCACUCCAACUGCCGCCCCUCCUCCUUCACCUGCGUCGCCGUCCUCGCCGCGCUCCUCCGCGCGCGCCGCCUCGACGACUUCUUCGCGCUCCACCGCUUCGCCCUCCAGGCCGCCGUCCCGCCCACCGCCGCCACCCACGCGCUCUACCUCUCCGCCCUCGCCGCGCGCCGCCUCCCCGACGCCGCGCUCCUCCACCUCCGCCUCAUCGCCCGCCCCGAAUCCCCCGUGCCACCCUCCCCGACCGCCUACCGGGUCGUCGUCAGGUGCCUCGUGGCGGACCACGGCCGCCUCGCGGACGCCGUCGCGCUCAAGGACGAGAUGCUCGACUCCGGGUUCGUCGGGCCCGAUCCCCAUGUCUACAGCCUCCUCAUGGCUGGGUUUGUGGAGGCCGGGGAUGGGGCCAAAGCAGUGGAGCUGCACCAAGAACUGCAGGACAAGCUUGGCGGCGAGCCGGUCCUUGAUGGCAUCGUGUACGGGAGCCUCAUGAAGGCCUACUUCCUUAUGGGAAUGGAGGAGAAGGCCAUGGAGUGCUGCAAAGAGCUGCUCGCUCCGGAAUCGGAGGUGAGGUUCGGGACGGAGAGCUAUACUCAGGUGCUCGAUGCGCUUGGGAAGAAUGAAAGGUUAGAGGAUGCACUCAACCUGUUCGACAGAAUGCUUGGGGAGCAUGACCCUCCAUUGAGGAUUACAGUUGAUGUCAGAAGCUUCAGCGUGAUGGUGGAUGCCUACUGUGCUGCCGGAAGGUUUGAGGAUGCGAUUGCGGUGUUCCGGAGGAUGGGAGAGUAUAAGGUGGCACCGGAUGUAGCAGCAUACAACAAUCUGAUUCGGCAUCUCGGGCUUAAUCGGCUGGCAGAUGAGGCAGAGGUGCUCCACAAGGAGAUGGGCGAGCAUGGUCUUGUUGCAGAUGAGGAGACAUGUGUGCUGCUCAUGGAGGCGUGCUUUAAGGCUGAUCGCAUCGACGAUGGUAUCAGCUACUUCAACAGAAUGGCUGAGCUGGAGUUGAAGCCUGAUGCAUCGCAUUAUCAUAGGAUCGUCGACGGCUUGGUUGGUUUAAGCUUGCUCGACAAGGCUCAUGAGUACUUCGAUCAGAUGAGGGAGAAGGAAAUUCACCCAAGCACUGCAACCUACGAGACACUGCUAAAGGCGUAUGUUGGCGUUGGCGCGACGCGGUUGGAUGAUGCAGUCAAAGUAGCGAAGUGUAUCCUUUUGGAUGAGAAUGUGGUUUUCAGCGAUGAGAUGAGGGAGCUUCUUGAAGGCGCGCUCCGUGGAGAGGGCAGGGAAGAUGACAUAGCAAAGCUGUAUGAAGACGUGGAGAGGGAGAAGGCCGAAGCAGUUCUGUGGGCGGAAGAAGAGAAGGCGAGGGCAGAGGCACUUGCCAGGGAAGAGAGGGCGGCGAGGAGGGCAGAGGCCGCUGCCAAGGAUGAGGCUGCAGCAAAAGCUAGUGCUGCUGCCAUUGAGGCUAUCAUUGGCCAUAGAAGGAAAACUGAAGGUGAGACAGCAGAACCUGCAUCUACUCCAAACGCUCUCGACGGCGGGCUUCUCAGCAGGCUUGGCCUUAGUUCACCUGGAGAAGGUGCGCCUCAAGACACUCCAAUAAUUAGUACCGAAACAAAAGGAGAUGGGCAGGAGCAAUUUUGA